AUGAGGGGGCACAGUGGGCCCUUGUCGGCGUGCAAAUCUGGAUGCAAAGGACGCGCGUGGGUAGAAAGAGGUCGCCCUGAAGUGCAGGCCGUUUCGGUUAGGCCAGCCCUGAAGUGCAGCCUAGAGUUUCUUCCUCCCUCCUUGAUGAAGAAGGGAGAUGUCUUUACAGCUAUCUGUAAAAGGCUCGUUGGCUUACCAGAGCAGCGAGGAAACUCUUACUGCAGUACUCCUCCAGAUAGUGGACCCUCACUCGCCGACACCCCUCAUGUCGCCACCCACCGUGGGCCCCACUCUUCAAACCCUGACGAUAAAUUGUGA
This is a messenger RNA of Prunus armeniaca (apricot), 318 nucleotides long. The record is from the annotation of a GenBank genome assembly. NCBI's taxonomy places the organism in Eukaryota, Viridiplantae, Streptophyta, Magnoliopsida, Rosales, Rosaceae.